AUGACUUCAGCUUGGUCUCAGGAUAAUAGGCGCGAAGAUGAUAUGCUGUCAUUACACCCUGCUUGUAAGCCUCAAAUUCAGCCUUUUGUUGGUCGACUUGGAGGAAAUCAGAAAUUCGUCCUUGAUCGAACCGACCCAGACAAUGCAGGGGCCCUGAUGGAGGUGCCCGAUGCGGCACCUUUGAUGGACUGGAAGGAUUCCCUGCGUCUCUCUGGAUUCAAAAGAUGGUCAUUGUGGAAACUCAGUGGCAUUGAAUGCAUUGGGACUAUGAUGUUAGCUUUCAUCACAAUAUGGGCAUCUGCACGGGCAGUGCCCUUAUCAGAUGGAGUAUCAGCUUCUCCCGAAGUAGCGCCUGCUCCUGCCAUCCUUGAUCCCCUGAUAGGAGGCAUUUUCAACUGGCUUUUCCUUACUCUAUUCACCUUCACAUUUUCGCCAGUGAGUGGCAGUCAUUUGAACCCAACCAUCACACUUGCUACUUUUUUUGCCCGCCUGAUCAGCCUACCACGCAUGGUUUUGUACAUUGGUGCACAGAUUUUAGGUGCUGCUCUAGCGGGCUGGAUUCUGCGCUUUACCUGGGGCUCAAAUGAUAUCGUUGUUGGGGGUUGCUCUAUUGACAUGAAGCUUAUCUCUGUUUCAGAGGCAUUUGUGUUAGAAUUCAUCUUCUGCUUGAUUUUGGUUUUCCUUGCUUUUGGUGUAGGACUGGAUCCUCGUCAAUUAAGUGUCUAUGGAGCAGCCCUGUCCCCUUGGUUAGUCGGGUUAAUCUUGGGAUUGUUAAGUUGGGCUUCAGCAGUCCCACGCCAGGGCUAUGGAGGAGCUUGUGAGUUUGUUGUCAAAUCAGGCACAUAUCAAACCACAUUAGCUAAUUUUUUUAGCCUUGAACCCUGCACGAUGCUUCGGUGUAUAUGUUGCUACAGGCUUUCCUACCUAUCAUUGGCUGCAUUGGGUGAGUUUGGGGCCUUAGAGAUGAUUCUGAUCAUCCUUAUUAAGAUUAUUACUAAUCACUUAUUUCAGAUUGGUGCGCUAGCUGCUUCCAUCAGCCAUGGGCUUAUUUACUAUCUACUACCCCCUUGGACAAUUAAAGUUUAA
Aspergillus clavatus NRRL 1 is the source of this 1086-nucleotide messenger RNA. RefSeq names its product putative MIP transporter. The record is from RefSeq and is a predicted model, not a curated record. Gene Ontology annotation, biological process: transmembrane transport. The transcript has 2 exons. Gene Ontology annotation, cellular component: plasma membrane. The coding region runs from base 1 to 1086 and encodes 361 amino acids. Gene Ontology annotation, molecular function: water channel activity. Lineage: Eukaryota; Fungi; Ascomycota; Eurotiomycetes; Eurotiales; Aspergillaceae.